Messenger RNA from Prunus mume (Japanese apricot), 2520 nucleotides. RefSeq names its product P-loop containing nucleoside triphosphate hydrolases superfamily protein. The record is from RefSeq and is a predicted model, not a curated record. NCBI's taxonomy places the organism in Eukaryota, Viridiplantae, Streptophyta, Magnoliopsida, Rosales, Rosaceae. Gene Ontology annotation, biological process: mitochondrion organization. Gene Ontology annotation, cellular component: mitochondrion. Gene Ontology annotation, molecular function: zinc ion binding; ATP hydrolysis activity; ATP binding.
AACACAAACCCUACAAAAACCCUGAACCCUCUCUCUCUCUCUCUCUCUCUCUCUCUCUCUCCAUCUACCGCUUCCUACGGGAAAGAUUGUUUUGGUUUUCAAUGUUAAGAUUUUCUUGGUCUUCAAGACACCAUUUCUCCCAUUAAACCUCUCUAAAACCCUCACAUUUUUCCAAAUUCACCCAUAAGUUAACAACAAGCCCCUCUUCCUUCCUUUUCCCUCUACACACCCACCCACCAAAAAACAAAAAAAAACCCAAGGGUUUCAGUCUCAGACUUCAGAGGGUUUUGUUAGAAACCCGUAAAGGAAUUAGAGAGGAAAAAAUGGCGAAGACAUAUGCAUUAGGACUUAUCACAGCAGUAGCUGCCUCAGCCUCCUUAUCAAAGAACAAUUGUGCUUACGCUGAUGGCCCUUUCAGCUUCUCACCCUUCUCUACUCCUUCUUCCAAUGCUUCCCAACCCUCUUCUUCUUCUUCUAAGCAAUCUGCGCCGUCAAAUCCACCCUCCUCGUCGUCGACUGGGGAUGCUGCUGAGCCUCCUCCUCCUCCGAAGGUUCGCAAUGAUCAUCCGAGGACAACUUCGGCUGGGUUCGAUCCGGAGCCGCUGGAGCGGGGUGUUCAGGCCUUGGAAAAAAUCAGCCAAUCUUCUAGUGCCAAACAGGUACUUGAAGCUAUAAAGAAGCAAGAAGAGACAAGGCAGGUUGAGUUGAAUGCAAAGGCUGCAGAGUAUAAUGCACUGAAGGCCCAAUUUGAAACGGAGAGACAAAGGGUCAUCUAUGACGAGCAGAAAAAGCUAGCUCAGCAUCAAGCGCAAACAAAAUCCCAAAUGGCUCGCUAUGAGGAUGAAUUGGCAAGGAAGAGGAUGCAGGCUGAAAAUGAAUACCACAGAUCAAGGAACCAAGAGCUUGUAAAACUGCAAGAAGAAUCAUCGAUUAGGCAGGAGCAAGCUCGGCGUGCGACAGAAGAACAGAUCCAAGCACAGCGUCGACAGACAGAGAGGGAGAAGGCUGAGAUAGAGCGUGAAACAAUCAGAGUGAGGGCUAUUGCAGAAGCAGAAGGGCGAGCCCAUGAAGCAAAACUAGCCGAAGAUGUUAACAGGAGAAUAUUGAUAGACCGUGCAAAUGCUGAGAGAGAGAAAUGGGUUUCUGCAAUAAAUACCACAUUUGAUCAUAUUGGAGGUGGCUUGAAAGCCAUUCUGACAGAUCAGAAUAAACUAGUUGUUGCUGUUGGGGGAGUGACAGCUCUAGCCGCAGGAGUUUACACAACAAGAGAAGGUGCAAAGGUGAUAUGGAGCUACGUGGACAGAAUAUUGGGACAACCAUCACUGAUCAGAGAGUCCUCUAAAGGGAAGUACCCUUGGUCAGGAUUAUUCUCACGUUCUAUUGGCACCCUGUCUCGUGGUGGCAACAAGGGUCAUACAAAAGAUGGGAAGGCUUUUGGUGAUGUUAUUUUACACCCUUCUCUUCAGAGAAGGAUAGAACACUUGGCUAAUGCAACCACAAAUACAAAAUCUCAUCAGGCGCCAUUCAGAAACAUGCUCUUCUAUGGUCCUCCAGGAACAGGGAAGACAAUGGCCGCUAGAGAGAUGGCUCGUAAAUCAGGAUUGGAUUAUGCAUUGAUGACGGGAGGGGAUGUUGCCCCACUUGGACCACAGGCUGUUACCAAGAUACACGAGUUAUUUGAUUGGGCGAAAAAGUCACGGCAGGGUCUGUUGCUUUUCAUCGAUGAAGCUGAUGCAUUCUUGUGCGAGAGAAACAAAACCUAUAUGAGUGAAGCUCAAAGAAGUGCACUCAAUGCUCUCCUAUUCCGGACUGGUGACCAGUCCAAGGACAUAGUCCUUGCCCUUGCCACGAACCGUCCCGGGGAUCUUGAUUCAGCUGUGGCAGAUCGUAUUGAUGAAGUGCUUGAAUUCCCUUUGCCUGGGGAAGAGGAGCGCUUUAAGCUGCUAAAGUUGUAUCUGGACAAGUACAUUGCUCAGUCUGAAACAAGAAAACCUGGUUGGUUCCGUAAUUUGUUCAAGAGACAACCGCAGAAGAUAGAGAUGAAGGGGUUGACUGAUGAUAUGCUCAAAGAAGCAGCAGCAAAGACUGACGGAUUUUCUGGGAGAGAAAUAGCAAAACUGAUGGCAAGUGUCCAAGCUGCGGUUUAUGGGAGUGAGAAUUGUGUGCUUGAUCCAAGCCUAUUUCGUGAAGUUGUAGACUACAAGGUCGCUGAGCAUCAACAGAGAAGGAAACUGGCAGCCGGAGAUAAAGGUAGCGUGUAGUGUAAUGGGUGUCCAAUAAGUUAUAUCAUUAAUCGUCGGGCAGUUUUCUCUGUUUAAGUAGUAAAGUGGUGGCUUAGAGAAAGGCUGAUGUUCACUUUUUACCUGGAGAGAGAGAGAGAGAGAGAGAGAGAGAGAGAGAUAAAGAUGUUGGGCAUGACCACAUAACAUAUGAUGUUAUUCAUUAUUUGCCCCCUAUCAUUGGAGGGUUUUUGGUAUUUCCUUUUCUUUAUAUAAAUUUAAUGCUGAUGGUGAUUGACAA